AUGCUGGAUUCUGGAUCCUCAGAGAACCGCAGUUGUGCCAGAUCUCUGUGGCGAUGUGCUCCUUGGUCUCUCCCUGUGCGCCUCCUUGCUGAGUCUCACAAAAUUGAGGAAAUCAAGAACUUUCUGCUCACCGUCAGGGAAAAGGAAGCUGAAUCUACUAAAAUCAAGAAAAAUGAGGACAGGCUGAAGUUAAAGUUAAAGCAGCAGAUAACUUACACCUGGGUUGCUGGAGACCUGGAGAUGGCCGAGAAACUGAGGCAGAUGCUGCCCCUUGGUCUCCCAAUAAAAGAGCUGAAAUGA
Messenger RNA from Talpa occidentalis (Iberian mole), 300 nucleotides. Its product is annotated as 60S ribosomal protein L38-like. Lineage: Eukaryota; Metazoa; Chordata; Mammalia; Eulipotyphla; Talpidae. Gene Ontology annotation, cellular component: cytosolic large ribosomal subunit; ribosome. The transcript is spliced from 2 exons. Bases 1 to 300 code for a protein of 99 amino acids. The record is from RefSeq and is a predicted model, not a curated record. Gene Ontology annotation, biological process: translation; protein-RNA complex assembly. Gene Ontology annotation, molecular function: structural constituent of ribosome.